AUGUCUCCAGGUCCAGAGAGGAGGCAGAAGGUGACAGAGAUAGGGUGCAAUCUUUUCUGCUCAGAUGGAUUGCCUGAGGAGUCACAACAGAUAACCUUUUUCAUGUUGCUGUCAGCAGUCUGCGUGAUGCUGAAUUUAGCUGGCUCCAUUCUCUCCUGUCAAAAUGCUCAGCUAGUGAACUCCCUAGAAGGAUGUCAGUUGAUUAAAUUUGACAGUGACAGUGUCUGCGUGUGUUGUGAGUUGCAACACCAGACCUCUGGCUGCAGCCUUGGUGAGAUGCUGAAGCUGAACCCGCUGCAAGAGUGCAACACGGUCAGGUUGACCCUCAAGGACCUGCUGUUCAGUGUUUGUGCUCUCAAUAUCAUCUCCACCAUUGUGUGUGCGUUGGCAACGGCCAUGUGCUGCAUGCAAAUGGUCUCUUCUGAUGUUCUGCAAAUGUUCUUGCCGCAGAGGUCUCAUUCUGCAAAUCCGGAUUGCAUGACCCCCCAUGGGACUAUCCUGCACCAGACGUUGGACUUCGAUGAGUUCAUUCCCCCAAUUCCACCUCCGCCCUAUUACCCACCGGAAUACACCUGCACGCCGGCCACGGAGACGCAAAGGGCUUUCCAUUUGGACUUUCCACACUCCCCCUUCAGCACUUUAUACGAAGUGACCAUCAACAGCCCUGGGAUUCUCUACCCUGCCGAGCUGCCUCCGCCUUAUGAGGCCGUCGUUGGACAAGCUCCCACGAACCAGGUCACCAGUAUGGAACAGCAAAUCGCCGAGUCCAACCUGGGGGAGCGAAAUACAGCAACAGGUUUCAACAGCCAAGCCUUGGCAGAUGGCGCUUCCCAGAUGGCCGCCGAAGUUGUUCCUCUCCCCAGUCGUCACAGGUACUCCUCUGAAGACUUUUGUUCUCUGGAUCUCCAAGAACCUUUCCUGUCCUCUGACUUCUUUCCAGGUGGUCUUGUAGGAAGAGGGGCAAGAAACAGAAGUUGCUCCAGCCUGAACCAGACUUGCUUGCAGGACUAUCCAGACGAUGAGGUCAGUGGCCGCAGCCAGACCUCUGUGGACCAGCCCUGUAGCAGGACUUGCUCUCAUAGUCGGCUCUCGGACUGUUCCUCAGAGAGCGUUGGUGUCUCUGAGAGAGACUCUUUUGGCUUGGUCAGAGAAGACAAGGCCACCCCCUCAUCCAAGCCACUGAAAAUGUGCUGUGGGGUCUUCAGCCAGCCAGCUGUGCCACAGACUCCCCGCACCCACUGCUCAGUGCCUGUAAACAGUUUGCCCCACAGCUGCCUCAAGAGGACGGCCCAACAGCGGGCAAGAAAAACCGCCAUUUCCAACAUUGUCCGAUCCACUAGUGACCCUUUGUCCUGUUCAGCUACCACAGAAGUUCCUCUGCCUAGUCCUCAUGUGGCUGCCUCUACUUGCCAGGACUCCAGGAACCAUCUUGUGCCAACCGGAAAACCAAGGGACCCCCCAAAAGCCGAACUUUCCCAGAAGUCAAAGGUCAUACUGAGCAUCUGCAAAGAGCGGCCCCAUUCCUUGGUGGACCUACAGGCCUACAAGGACACUAAGAUCCUGGUGGCCAAAUUUUUGGAACACUCGAACUGCAACUUUCCCCCAGAAGUGCGCCACGUGGUCAACAGCAUCCGGUCUGUCAUCAAGUCUGAUGAGCGGCACAUGGAGGAAGCCAUCUUUAGCGCCAACAUCAUUGAUCAGGUCAUCAUGAGUUCCCAGCAGAAUGUGGAUACCUCAAGAAAGCGACUUCAGGAAGACCUCCACCUCCAGAGCUGUGGAGCUCUAAGCUCUCCUGUUGCCUUCUUACGCAGGGGCCACAUUACCCAUGCCUUUGAGAGAGGAAGACCCCACAGUUUAAUUGAAGUGUGCCGAGAGACCAUCCUUUGACAAUAGGCUUUUGCUCCACUGAGGAAUAUAAACUCUACAAAAGAGACUCUGAGGAACUGGGCAAUGGAAGGAGAUUCAUCUCCCUCGGUGGUUGUCUUUGAAGAAACAAAAGGAAACUCAAUCAGUGUCUCUGAAAGAGUCUUCCUUUGAAGAGGUCCAUGCCAGAUCUUUAUUCCCAGGGGCUGAGCACCCAACACGUCAUGACUAUAUAUUCAACCAAGACUCUUUUGUGAAAAAAACCCAAGUUGCUUAUUAUUUAACAAUGAAACAAACAAAAAAACCCAC
This is a messenger RNA of Python bivittatus (Burmese python), 2172 nucleotides long. The record is from RefSeq and is a predicted model, not a curated record. Lineage: Eukaryota; Metazoa; Chordata; Lepidosauria; Squamata; Pythonidae.